GUGUGAAUUUUUUGCAGUUGGUUGACGGGCGACGAAACAUCAUGGCGUUAACGGAUACAGAACCGAUGUCACGUUUGUUGAAAUUGGCGAAGAAAUUCAACUGCUUCUACCUGUCAGGGCUCCAUGCAGGCGAUUGCAGGGCAUUCGUUGUCGAUGGCCAACAAGUUGGUCUUGUUCGGCCCGACGUGAUGAAAGAACUUCUCAGCUACCCGCAGGUAUUUCAAGUACAGCCAGAAUAUGUGCAACUGAAUCCAGCAUUCAGGGAUUAUGCCGAAAGAAGUGCAAAAAUGGAGGAAGUUCUCAAGGAAUGGCGAGACGGUGGGAAAUUCGUCACGCUCAGAGGUUGGCGCGAAGAAUGCUAUGAAGUACGCGCCCAGUUCAACACCCAGCCAUUAUUCAAGAUGGACCGUUCAGCUACCUGCUUAUUUGGAAUUCGGAAUUAUGGUGUGGAUAUAACAGGAUAUGUUAUGGACCGUGAAAAAGGAUUAUCGAUCUGGCUACAAAAGCGGAGCCCGACAAAACAGACGUGGCCAGGUUAUUGGGACAACAUGGUGGGUGGUGGAUUAAGCGUUGGCUAUGGUAUUCAUGAAACUGGAAUUAAAGAAGCUGGAGAGGAAGCCAGUAUCCCCACCAAACAUCUUGGAAAACUGAAGAGUGCUGGAUGCGUAUCAUUCUUCUUUGAAAGCGAGAGAGGUCUCUUCCCUAACACCGAAUUUGUUUACGACCUUGAAUUACCACCAGAUUUUGUACCGUGUAAUGGCGACGGAGAAGUAGAGACCUUUGAACUUCUACCUGUCAAGGAAUGCUUGGAGAGAGUACUUUCACCAGAAUUUAAAACAACAUCUGUACCGGUCGUGCUAGACUUCUUGAUCAGACAUGGCUACAUCACCGCAGAAAAUGAGCCUAAUUUCAUCAAAAUUGUGGAGCUCCUACAUGUACCACUGCAGACUAUAUAUAGUCAACCACAAAGAAAGUAUAAGAUAGAAGCUAACGGUGAAGCGAAUAAUUCUCUAUAAAGGGCUUAGGCUAUAAAUAGACACUAAUUUCAAUUGAACCAAGGCUGAAAUUUCAGAAAGUUGAAUGAAAUUAUUUUCAAUCAUGCUUUAUGCCUGUUUCAAGGUCUAGAGUACGUCAGCUUUUCGCACAAAUUCUCACGUCAUCAGCAAUAGAGUACCAUUUUCAAAAGCGUUUACGUAUUUCCUCCAAAUUAUGUAACACUUAUGAUGCCUGGUCUAUGAUAUGAAAUAAUGCAAAACCAACGUGUAAUUUGUUCAAUUCGUUGUUAUCAUCUACUCAAAUGAAUUGGACGGGA
Messenger RNA from Diprion similis, 1312 nucleotides. RefSeq lists its product as uncharacterized. The record is from RefSeq and is a predicted model, not a curated record. Lineage: Eukaryota; Metazoa; Arthropoda; Insecta; Hymenoptera; Diprionidae. Bases 42 to 1016 code for a protein of 324 amino acids. The transcript has 5 exons. Gene Ontology annotation, molecular function: 8-oxo-dGDP phosphatase activity.